CCUCGGCGCCGGGCCGUGCCAGGGCGGCGGCGGAGCGCGGCGGGGGCGGGGGCGCUGGCGGAGUGGAGCGGGGCGCGGAGCGCAGCUGCGCAGGCGCGGAAGCGUCUCGUCCCCGCGCCGCAGCCGCCACCAGCGGAUGAGGGAAUCGCGGCGCUGCUGCCUAGGAUGAAGCGCAUGCGGUUGCGGCCGUCGCUGGGGCAGCUGAGGCUCCAGCGGGAGGCCGACUCCGCCGAGACGCGCUCCCUGCAGGCGCAGGUCUGCUUGACCCUGCACCCCGAGCAGCUGCGGGCCACCGUCCACCUAGACGGCUGGGACGGCGCGCCGCGCGGCAGCGCGGUGCAGAUGGAGCUGUCCUUCCCGCCACAGUACCCGCACAGGGCGCCCGCGGUGACGCAGGUCCUGCCCGAGGGGCCGCUCCCAAACCUCGAGUACGACGGCCGCGUGGUCCUGCUCGAGAGGGUGAGGGACAACCGCUGGAGCUCCGUCAUGGGCGUGGCGGACAUCGUCCGCGACCUCGUGGAGGCCGUCGGCGCGGGCGGCCCGCCGCAGGGCGCGGCAUGCUGCGACGGCGCGCGCCGCGAGGCCGACGACGUCGACAUGUCGUGAGGGCGGCCGGCCGCAGCGCGGCCGCAUAGCCCCGGGCGCGGGUCGGGGAA
Prorocentrum cordatum is the source of this 656-nucleotide messenger RNA. The record is from the annotation of a GenBank genome assembly. Lineage: Eukaryota; Dinophyceae; Prorocentrales; Prorocentraceae.